CAGGCUUUGUGCAUUUAUUUAGGGUUGUGUCAGUCCUAGAUAAGUGAAUGGCUGUCAUUUGUGAUGAUUUGUGAGGGAGAUGACAAGAUUCGUCGUGAUUAUCGGGACCAUUUUCCCCAAAAUUCGAUCACCAAGAGCCAGUAUUUCCGACGUGUGGGCGUACAAUUGCAAAACAAUAGUCAACAUGGGAAGAAGAGAAUCUUUUUCCUCCAUUAAGGCCUGCUAUCCUCUUAACGACGACGCAUCCUCCACCGGGGUACCACAACCAAUGACACACUGAUACCGAUGGAACACCGAUAAUUUAGGACGUUUGGAACUCACACGGCUAUUUGUUUUGAUGAGUGAAUAAUAACAUCGUCAACGAGAACAUUAUUUCGUAGUAGUCGAGUAUCUUUGGAAAUUUUCAACUGAGUUGCCGGUGAGAAGGUGGUGGACACACUGGAGUCGAAUCAAUUUUAAAUAAGACAAUAACGUUAAUAUUAUUAGAGAGAUGUUCACCCCGGAACUAGUGGAGCCAACAAGAGUGCAAAGGUCCUGGUGGUUGUCGAAAAACUUGGAAUGAGGAAUCCAGCACUUCGUCUCGUCGGGAUUGCGUCGUCCCCCGGUGGCGGCGGGGUGUUUGGUAAUCGGGCCGAGGAGGAGUUGCGCCUUUGGCUUGAAUCACGCUUGGAUGCAUUGGGCAUUGACCCAGUUGCCUACUCGCGUUUUGUUCUCAGCCUGUUGCGCCGCCCCGACUCGGCCCUGUCUCCAUCCCUCAAUACUGGAGGACGACGUAAUCGGGUACGCGCCAGGGUGAAAUUGCCUCUGCAGGGUGAAAGAGAGCAAAAACGCGCGGUUGUGCAAUGCCUCACCAAUGCCGCUGAUCAGAAAUACGGAAUAGAGUCAUUGGUCGACGAAUUGUGCGCUAAACUGAGAAAUCUAGAGGGGGGCGGAAAUAAUGACGACCAGGACGAAUCCAGGAAACUCGAUGAUGGCACUAAGUCAAGUACUUUUGAGUCCCUAACGCCCCGCGACCGAGCACUCAGAUACUACGCAGCGUUUCCAGCACUUCAGCCAGCUACCCCGAAGAAAGCCAUUCACAAAAAGGAUAAAAACUUGGGCAACAUCAACAAUAACAAUAAAAAUCGAAGCAUCGGUGUCAACGUAAGCAAUAAUAAGAAGAACAGCAAUAAGAAUAACAUUAGUACAACUUCAAACAAUAAACCGCGGCACAAAAAAACUAAAAUGUCCGUUCAGGCCCUUGAAUCCCGGUGCACCACCGAUAAAGAAUCAUUUGGAUUUGCAAAAUCAAUGGAACGUGAACGGGAAAAGGAACGGGAAUUGGAGUUGGAUCAACUGCGACUGGCUCAGCUGCAGGCUAAAUUUGACGAAAGUUUGGAAGCCCUUUGGGACAGUGGUCCAGGUAAUUCUCAGGAUAAAGCAUCAAUCUGGGCAGCUCCAUCGCUAUCAAUACCGUCAGGACCAUUGUGGCCAGUUGACACGUGUGAAUUGCCCCUGAUUUUUCCUUUCAAUGAUUCAUCAUCAUCGACAACACCCUAUCAAGAAUCCAUAAUCAAUGAUUCACCGAGUAUACCCUGGGACAUUGAUUUUUCAGUUGGCAAAUUUACUGAUGAAAAUUCGAAAGAAAAACUUGAUUAUUAUUUAGACUGGUCGGAUACCGUUGGCGAUGGGCCCUGGUGCUGGAGACGGAACCGAGCAUUGGACAUCAGUCCCAACAAGGACAAUUGUUUUUUCACAUUUCCAUCUUGCAAAACCCCAACAGCAAUUGCCAGUGAAUCAUGUUCACAUCCUGAGGUAAAUGGCCUUCAGAAUGUUGUUGUUGUUGUUAAUAAUGAUGAUGAUGGUGACGUUGAUGAUGAUGAUAUUGACGACGAUGAUGAUGACGAGGACGAUGAGGAUGAGGGUGACGAUGGUAAUGAUGGGGACGGUGACGAGGAUUUAUUAACAUCGGCACGUACACACUUCUGUCCAAUCAAGGACGAUGGCAACUGGAUCGACGGUACAACAUUUCCAGUUAAUAAUAAUCUCGAGAGAGUUGCGUACAGACGCUCGGAGUCCCGCAAUUUGUUGUAUCUUCCUGGUGGUGAAAGCCCGUAUAUGGAAUACAGGAAUGAAGCUGCUGUGCCACAGGUGCCGGGUUUUACCCUGAAAUUUCGGGUACGACAGUGUGACAAAUCUAUACAGACGGACCCAGUCAGAUCGCCGAUUAAGCGGAGAAUUUUGGCUGAGGAAGAUCAUUUUUAUUAUUCUUCUGUCGAUACUGAAGAUGUUCUUACUCAGGAGACCGAUGGAGUUGAGAAGGACACUUUCGUAUUGGGGCAAAUUGGGUGGACACAGCCGAGUGUUUCGUUACUUAACGACCGAAAAAGGAGGCACAGCAGCAGCUUUAAAUGUCGGCCACUGGCAGCUUUGCGCCCGUUGACACUGUAAACCGGUUGGCAAAAGCUUCUCAAUAACCUGAAGCCCAUCGCUCCAUCGUUCCUUCGACAUACCAUUCAUCUAUUAUUUCGUGUGAAACAGUAGUUUCAACCGCGUAGUGCGAUAGAACAUUUUUUUUUAAUUAAAAAUUAAAAAAAAAAGAGGAACAUAGAUAUAAUGUCGAGAGCAAACCAGACAGGGGGGUCUCUCUUGGCAUGUGGAAUUUGUUAUGCAUGGCCCAAGGAGGUACAGCUAGCCCCCUUGCUGUAAGUAAGAACCAAAUUAUAUUUAAACAAAAAUGAUUUAAAAAAAAAACAAAAAAAGAUGAACCCGAGAAAAAUAAGAAAUUGCGAGAUAUCGUGCGAUCAACGGUGGUUGCAAAUGAGAGUUCAAUUUGAGAGAAUAAUUGAAAAUUAUUAGGAGUCAUCUGAGUACUAGAGGAAAAAUGGAGACGAGGAAGAUAAAUAAAUAAAUGAUAUACCUCGUGCCUCAUUUUACCGUUGAGGUUGAAUGAAAAAAAAAAAAAAUAACGUAUAGUCAAACUGGAAAUUUUUUACCCUUCUGAACCGAGCUACAGGCGUCGGGUUUCUGUGGGUUUCCAUUUGUACAAUUAUUGAUUUCACCUCGUAAAUAAUGGAAACCCCAUUUUUUCCAAACGAACGGGAAAAUUGAGUUCGACUAUACAUGUGUUUUUUCCCUUAUUUUUUUUCGGUUGUAUGUUUGUAAUUAGUUUACGAUUUCCACGUAUAUUAUAUUUUAAAGAUGAAUUUUUUUGUGAAUAAAAAAAAAAACACUUAGCGAGAGAAACGAAAAAAAUGGGGAAAAAAUUAUUUACACUCAUCAAAUCGCUUUCGUAUUUUUUUAUUUUAUCUUUUUGUUUAUUUCUUCUCUCACAUCCUCGUUGUUCGAGAAAUACUGUGAAUGAAAAUUAUGUGGAAUGGUUUGAGAAAUAUAUAACACGCGUUAGAGAGCGGCGAUGGGAAGAGAGAGAAAAAAUAGAAAGAUAAAAGAAAGAAGAGAAAUGCGUUCUAGCGUGAUCAGUGAAGUUGAUACGCAUUCGGGAAAAAAUAAUAAUAGAGCAUUGAAAUGUGCUAUAUUUUCAUUUUUCCCGUAAUUAUUAAUGACUUUAUCUAUCAUAUUUCCUAAUUAUAAUUUAACUCCCUAGAAAAAGAAACGAUGCAAACUAAUCAAUAUUUACCUUUUGUCCUCCUUCACAGGAAAAAAAAAACUUCAAUCUAAAAUUAAAAAGCGAUAAAAAAAAAUUUUAAAACGGAUGAAAAACAAAAAAACAUUUGUCUCCUUCAGCCCCCCCCCCUGACCCCCCAAUUUACCUUCAUCCACAGGAAUCCUCUAACAGAAAAGAAAACGAUGAAAAAAGUAACAAAGACGUACAUGUAUAAAACAAAUACAAAAUUGUAUUUCGUAAAAGUACGAAUUCUCGUUGCUGAAACACUUACUGCAUAAGGUUGAGUACGAACAAAGAGUGGAGAGAUAUAUACGAAAAUAUGAGAGAGUGGGAAGAGAGUGAGAUAAUGAGAAAUUAAUAAAAUGUCAAAGAGAGGGUAGUCAGACCUCUUGAGGUGCUUCCACUGAAAUCCAGGGGCACAAUCUCACUGUGGAAGUACCUUAAAUGAGUGAAAACAACAGUUUGACGAGUAAAUACUUUGUGGUAAAUCUCCUGCAUAUAUUGAGGGCAAAAAAAUAUUUUUUCCAAAUAUUUGUUUAUUUCAGAAGAGUAUUUAAUUUUCGAAAUUUUAUUCCUCUAGUCCAGUCGUCAUUAGGAAAUGUGCAUUGUUUAUGUUAUGCUGAUAAUAUUGUUUUAGAAGAUGAUUGUGUUGAUUGUAACCUUGAGUGAGGUUUUUAAUAAUUAUUAGCAUUAAAAAAAAAUAUGAAAAUUGUUUCCUCAAGAAAAUCAUAAAUUUGGAGAAUAAGAAUAAUCAGGAGAGAAGUUCAUGCGAGGUCUUGUGGAACGUAGUCAUCAUCAAGAGCAAUAAGAUUCUCGUAAUUAAAAGUUAAUUAGGCCCUCGUGGGAGUGCAUUGAUAGGAAAAUUUUAAUAUUUAAUUUUUUUUAAUGAAUAUGUUUCUGAAGUCGACGGGUAUUUGGAGAAAAUAUUUUUUCCCGGGGGGAGAUCACGACAAGCAUCAAGUCAUCAAGAAGUCCAUUGUGGAAUUGCAAAGAGAAGAGUUUGUGCAGCAUAAGGAAGUUCUGAAGGAAAUUAUUUGGUUGAGAGGACUUAAUAAAAGAAAAAUAAAAGAUGUAUGCAGAGUGGGAAGUGGUGAAAAAUAAAUGCAAUGUGCAGGAAGUAA
This is a messenger RNA of Diachasmimorpha longicaudata, 4725 nucleotides long. RefSeq lists its product as uncharacterized. Bases 559 to 2430 code for a protein of 623 amino acids. Lineage: Eukaryota; Metazoa; Arthropoda; Insecta; Hymenoptera; Braconidae. The record is from RefSeq and is a predicted model, not a curated record. The transcript has 6 exons.